AUGGAAGAGAGCAGAAUAGCUCGGAUUUCAGUCACCUGGAGGGGCAGACAGCUUGAUGUGGAUGCGGAUCCAAACUGUACCGUGAAGGAGUUUGGGCAACUGCUGCAGGAGUUGGCUAGUGUUAAGCCAGAGACGUUGAAGCUCAUUGUUCCGCAAUCGACAAACAAAGGCUCCAAGCUGAUUACACCAUUUUCUGAUCCACAUUCAAGGUUGACACUGAAUGAAGCGGAUAUUAGCAAGGGAAAACCUAUCCGGAUGAUGGGGGUUUAUGAUGAUGAAAUCGAGGAGGUAUCUGACAAUGGCAAAAGACCUGACCAACGUAUAAUUGGAUUUGAUGAAGAAGAACAGCGGCUUAGGCAAAGAUCAUCAGGCAGGCCACAGAUUUCGCUCAAACUUCCUCAGGGACAAUACAUCUUCUGUGAUUUUCGGACACUUCACUUACCUGGGAUUGAGCUGAAUCCUCCACCUUCGGAAGCUCUUAAACGAAUGCACAUGCUUGCAUGCGACCCUGGUAUAAUUGCGAUCAUGAAAAAGCAUAAAUGGAGAGUCGGAAUCAUGACUGAGAUGGCUCCUGUUGGAUAUGUAGGCGUUAGUCCGAAAUGUAUUUUAGGUUUCAAUAAGAACAUGGGAGAGGAGAUAUCUCUUCGCCUACGAACUGAUGACUUGAAGGGAUUCAGGAAGUACGAAAGUAUCAAGAAAACUCUACUUCAUGAGCUUGCACAUAUGGUGCACUCUGAGCAUGAUGCAAACUUUUUUGCUCUUAAUAAGCAGUUGAAUGAGGAAGCUGCUUCCAUGGACUGGACCAAGUCUAGAGGUCAUAUGUUGAGUGGUCGCAAAAUCUUCGAUUCAUAUGAAGACGAAUUUGUUCUAGAACCAGAGAUAACUGUUGCUGGUCACAGGCUUGGGGGAGAAUCAAGUUCGCUGGCUAGUGCUCGUGCGUUGUCAGGGGCUGCUGCUUACCAGCGUUUUUUGGAUGCAUCUGCUAAGGCGGAUCAUGAUGCUUCAGGCACUAAAAUUGAAUAUAAUCCUGAUGAUGUUCCUGAAGAUUUUGUUCAUGAAACUUUGAAGGUAGAGCCAGAUCCAGAUGAUGCUAUGCAUGUGGAUUCAGCAGCUGGGAUAUCAUUGGCAGGACAGCCUACUAUCAGUUACUCUGAGCCUGAUCCUGAUGAUGUUGAGAAGCAUGAGAAGCAAAGUUCUGAUAGAUGCCUACAACCUGAUCCUGUUGAUUCCUCAAAUGCUAAUAAUCUGAACCUGGAGCUGAGGUUUGAUGGAAGACACCAUAGCGAACCUGAUCCUGAUGAUGGUACUAAUGAAGUUGUUCCGGAAUCUGGAAACAAGAUGGAAGUGGAUAGUGAACUGGCAAACAGCAUCGCAGUUUUAAAGUAUGAAUCUGACCCUGCUGAUUCCUCAAAUGCUAUUGUCAACCAGGAGUUGGUCAUCGAUGGGAAGCAUGGUGAAGAACCUGAUCCUGAUGAUACUGCUUGUCAAGAUGUUUUAAAAUCUGGAAAUGGGACAGAAAGGAUAACAGAACAAAGCGUAAACUCCACAGUUUUGUCUGAACCUGAUCCUGACGAUCAUGUUGUUGAUUCAAACAGCAAUGAGCUGCAAAGGAUUGAAGAAUCAGUGGCAGCCCUCUGUUCACGACUCCAGAAGUCAAUUGAGACGCUCCGGUUGCAAGCAACACCUGCAGAGGCAGAGUCUGCUAUUCAAACACUUUUUAAGAUCAUCAAGAAUGUUAUAGAACACCCAAAUGAUAUUAAGUAUAAGAGAUUGCGUAAGUCCAAUCCACAUUUCCAAAGGAGUGUAGCAAACUAUAAAGCUGCAAUGGAGGUUCUUGAAUUGAUUGGCUUCUGCGAGGAUGUGAUCUCAGACGAGGUUGGGCGUGCAGAGACUUACCUGGAGGAAGCUGGCGGUGUUAAGGACUCGGCAAGGGACGCUUACUUGUCACCGUUCAAAUUGCAUUCCAAGCCGUCGUAUCCGAUUCCUCCUCCUCCGACGGCGGCUAAGCCUGCUGCUCAGCCAGCGACAGCCUCUGCUGUGUCAACGACAGCCUCUGCUGUGUCUGAGUCAGACUCGAAGCUGGUAGCCCUCAAGGCCUAUUGCCGAGCCAUGGGUUUAUGCUACAAAGGUGCCGCCAAGUGGACCAAGGAUCACAAGUGUGCCCCUGAGAUUUUACAUGCCGUACAAGAUCUCUGGGAAUCUCUGUCCAUUGCUGCGGACAUGAGCUCUGGUGAGGACUCUGUUACACCGUCUGAAACCCUGUUGAUGGCAGUUUCUGAUUCUGCAGUCUCUGGUGCUCCUGCUAUACGUACAAUUCAGUUCAUUGGGUCAGUAGAUGGGCUUCCUGUUACAAUCUUGCUUGAUUCGGGCAGUACAUCAUCUUUUGUUAGUGACUCUUUGGUUCAGCAGUUGACCUCUCAGACUAUUCUACCCCAUAAGUCAUCUGUUAGUGUUGCUGGUGGUGCUCUACUUUUUAGCAAGGGCAUUUUGCAUAAUGUUACUUGGAGCAUUGACAGUCAUGCAUUUACAUCUGAUUUCAAAAUAUUGCCAUUAGCACACUUUGAUAUUAUCCUUGGUAUGAAUUGGCUUGAGCAAUUCAGUCCUAUGCAAGUUCAUUGGCGCCAUAAAUGGGUCAAACUUAAUUACCAAGGCCAGCCUAUCACCCUCUGUGGCUUGACAUCUUUGUCUUCUGAAAAACUGUUGUUACAAGUCUGCUGUGCUGUUACUGAUGAGGCUGAUGAACCUCAGUUGGAUCUGUCUUCCUUACCUACUGAGAUACCGUCAUUGAUCCAGUCAUUUCAGCAUUUUUUUAGCCUCCAGUUGGCUUGCCUCCCAAGAGAGCUUGUGAUCAUGUUAUUCCUCUGCUACCUGAAGCUAAUACUGUGGCUAUAA
Messenger RNA from Miscanthus lutarioriparius, 2892 nucleotides. The record is from the annotation of a GenBank genome assembly. Lineage: Eukaryota; Viridiplantae; Streptophyta; Magnoliopsida; Poales; Poaceae.